Messenger RNA from Chanos chanos (milkfish), 717 nucleotides. RefSeq names its product cd7 antigen-like (gene cd7al). The transcript is spliced from 3 exons. The record is from RefSeq and is a predicted model, not a curated record. The coding region runs from base 1 to 717 and encodes 238 amino acids. NCBI's taxonomy places the organism in Eukaryota, Metazoa, Chordata, Actinopteri, Gonorynchiformes, Chanidae. Gene Ontology annotation, biological process: adaptive immune response. Gene Ontology annotation, cellular component: membrane. Gene Ontology annotation, molecular function: signaling receptor activity.
AUGCAGUACAUCAGCAAACAAAGGAAUGACUCCGUUGAAAUUCACUGUGCCGCACGGGAAAGCGGUGGACCGCCUUACGGUUUCUCCCUUAAACGCAAUUUUAGCAAUCAGCAAGUACUGUACCUCCACAGUGGCGACAAUCCAACUUUCACAAACCCGGCUGACAAAGAGCGCAUUCGUGUCCAUGGUGAACUUGACAGAAACAUGGUGAAUGUAACGAUCUCUCAGCUCCAGAGUGGGGACACUGGUAUCUACAACUGCGAGUUCUUCUUUGACGCCAAGCCGAGAGACCGCAGCGUCCAGGGUCAAACAGCAUUCUUUCUGUUUGUUGCAGACGACUCCAAUGAGUCGUGCAGCUGUUCCAGUCAUGAGAGUCUGCUAUACGCCAUGUCCGCUGCGGCUUGUCUUCUCCUUCUCCUGCUGGUCCUUUUGGCACGAGCCCAUUUUGGUAGGGCAGCCAACCGACAAAAACCACAGCCCAUGGUUCCGAUUUAUGAGGAGAUGGCUGGGGUGCGACCAUCAAACAGAAAAGUCACCUCACAUCUGGAGGAAAUAGACACCUCUGUGUAUGUGGGACCCCGAAAAGAAAACCACUAUGUCAACCCCAGCACUGCUCCACCCAGUCAGAAAUCUUCACCUGAAGUCAACAGGUCGGGCGUUCACGACCGCGAUGUCACCUUCGAAGGAAGCCAUCAUGCGCUGGUGGUUUCAUCCUGA